Molecule: messenger RNA, 695 nt
Organism: Aedes aegypti (yellow fever mosquito)
Lineage: Eukaryota; Metazoa; Arthropoda; Insecta; Diptera; Culicidae
Product: endocuticle structural protein SgAbd-6
Exons: 2
Coding region: 124-471 (115 amino acids)
Source: RefSeq, a predicted model, not a curated record
AUGGCUCGAAAAAAGUUCACAGCAAGUUUGAUUCUAUCGGUUGAUAAAAACGUGAGCUAGCUCUUGAUAUAGUUGUUGAUUGUGUGAUCCGAUCAAGUGGGUGCCGAAGAAAGUGACCAAAAUAUGAGUAACCUGUGGUUUCAAACGAUGUUCGUUACGUUGAUAAUUGGAAUUGUGACGAUAAGUGUGUGCCAUGCGGCUCCUAUUGAAUUAGUAGGAGAUGUAAUAAACGAGGUCAACCCAGAUGGAUACGAUUUAAUGUACACAUUAUCGAAUGGAGUCACACGCAGCGAAGUGGGAACGCUGAAGACGACAGCGGAUGGAAAUUUGAUCAUCGCGGUCAAGGGAACCUGGGCACAACCGUUCGAGGAAGGAUUAUACUACGAUAUAGAGUUUAGUGCCGACGAGAACGGGUUCCACCCACGAUUCAUACUGCAGAAAAAUAGCAGAAAAUCAACCGGAAGAAAGUGAAAAGUGAAUGAAGAGUAAACAAAAUAGCACGCUCGAUUGAAAGUGAUACGAAAUUUGUUCGAUCGAGUUCGAAACGUAGAUAUAGCGUAAAGUUUAAGGAGAAUGAAACGGAAAGUGAGUUUGUACAAAAAAUGAUUGUUAUCUCUGUUUUGGUGAUUCAUAAAAUAAUAAAAAAUAUGCGCAGGUCAGUUUCCAAACUCUGUUUGGACUGAUCUAGUAGUAAA